Messenger RNA from Aspergillus wentii DTO 134E9, 1198 nucleotides. RefSeq lists its product as uncharacterized. The transcript has a single exon. The record is from RefSeq and is a predicted model, not a curated record. Lineage: Eukaryota; Fungi; Ascomycota; Eurotiomycetes; Eurotiales; Aspergillaceae. The coding region runs from base 286 to 939 and encodes 217 amino acids.
GUCAAUUGUCUCUAUUCAAAGACUCAAAGGGGAAUGCGACAUCUGUUGAAUGGGGGUGUCAUUCACUGACUCUGCGGCAUUGUGUAUUGUUCGGGACUUGAGACAUGUCUGUCUGGGACAGGACAGGUUGAUAAUGAAGCGUUUGGGAUAGUCUCAUAUGGAGUGUAGAUAGGAAGAAUCUAUAAUAUAUAAAGCCUGAUAGAUCAAUGUCAAUUGAACCGUAGUAUCAUCAGGUCCAACCUUGAUCCAUACUACCUCUACCUCCUCUGCAACGACUAUCCCACAAUGUCUCCAACACAAGCAGACAACCUCCCAGCAGAGCCCAUCAAGCUCAACCCCAUCCGCGAAACCCUCUACGACGAAAACAACUACUGGACCUGGCUCUCCAAGAUCAAAUCAGCCCUCGAAACGCACAACCUACAAGACCUCACCAACCCAACCAUCCCACGCCCCAUCGACCCAUCCCCUCAAUACGAACACUGGAAACGCACCUCCCAACACGUCGGCCUCUGGCUACGCAUGAACCUCAGCCCAGCCGUGCUGAAAACCCUCAAAACAACCCUCUACGCAGACGACACCUUCUCCAUCAUCCAAACCCUCAUCCUGGGCGACAUGAGCGUCCGCCCGAAACAAGUCUGGAAGAAGGCCAUUUCUACCCGGCGCUGCCAGUUCGCUACGGUUGAGGAAUACGUCGAGACGUUUCGGUUGCUGGUUCAUGAGGCGAAUGUGCUCAAGGCGCCGAUUUCUGGAUACUGUGCGGCGAUGCUGUUGUUGGGGGAGGUGAGGGGGGAAAUGCCGCUUUGGGCGUGUCUGAUGGAGUUGAAAGUUACGGGGGAUGAGGAGCCGGUUGAGAUGACAGAGACGGAGUUUGGGGGGCUAUGUGAGGGGGUUCUUGGGCAGUUGAGGGUGAAGCGGAGGAUUGAGGCUGUUUGUAAUUGAUAUUGUCUAUAUACAUGGUCUGGAUAUGAUAAUAUAUAGAAGAUGGACUAGGAUGCAGGAACACGUGGGGUGAGAUAUAUGUCGAGCUGUUAACAAGUUAUGAAGAACUAUUUAUAUAGUAUGGCAGAUGAUAUGGACUGCAGAAUGUCACGGAUGCAGUUCCGGCAAUAUAUCACAUUUAGUUAAUAUGGCACUUCAUAUAUUCAUAUUGGAGAUAAACAGUGGGUCCAUGGCAUGACAGACGAACCAUUUAAUAUAC